Saccoglossus kowalevskii is the source of this 2692-nucleotide messenger RNA. RefSeq names its product tetratricopeptide repeat protein 29-like. NCBI's taxonomy places the organism in Eukaryota, Metazoa, Hemichordata, Enteropneusta, Harrimaniidae. The record is from RefSeq and is a predicted model, not a curated record. Gene Ontology annotation, biological process: cilium movement. Gene Ontology annotation, molecular function: protein binding. Gene Ontology annotation, cellular component: cilium.
CUACUGGUGGCGAUAAGUUUGUCAUUCAAAAUAUUAACUCCUUUUAGUAAUUAAUAAUAAUAUACAGCAAUGAAUUAAUGUUUAUAUGCUAUGUGAGUUAUGUUUCAGUAGCCGUCUAAUAAAACUAUUGUGAAAGAGGCCGAUAUGGUGUUCAUAGCAACAAGGAACAUAGUCCGCCAUAUUGGAUUUUAGUAGAACUUCGAAAUUCGGGAACAUCAGCCGAAAGAGUUUUUUUAAAUAAAAAUGGCAGCACCACUGCCAGCUAUCCCGCCAGGGCAGGGCCAUGGCCCUGGAUUACAAACAAUACAACAACACAGGGUGCCAAGCCCUCCCAGCAAAAUUAGUACAGGAAGCAUUUCCAGAUCAACUUACAGACCAGGACAGAGACUUAUAGGCAAAAGGGAAAGAGAACAGCAAGCAAAACAGCAAAUGCUACGAGCAAAACAGCCAGACCUUUCACACAUGGACACAGCUAGAUACAGGAAUACAUACUUCCACACAUUGUGCGUAGAAAUGUUAAAAGAUGGUUUCCAUAGAUCUUUCUCUGAGCUAUUUGCUCUCAUCAAACGACAGAAAGCAGAAAGAGAAGCAGCAGGUCCAGAUUCAUUAAUAUGGAAUUUAACACUGUUAGAAGAUGAAUAUGAGAAAUUAGACAAAUUAAAACAAUACCUUACAGAAGCAGAAGCUGCACUCAGGCUAAGCAAUAUGGAGGCAGUCUAUACAGCACAGCAUAAAUUAGCAGAAUAUUUUAAAGCAAUAGAAGAUUACUGGUUAUCAGAUCAUUUUUACACAUUGUGUCUUGACACUAGCUUACAAAUAAAAGGAGACGGGCGACGGAAAGAAGCUGAAGCCAACUGUAAUAUGGGUUUAGGAUAUGAACAUAACAGAGUAUAUGAUAAAGCAGCAGAACACUUCGAAACGUUUUAUAAGCUAUGCUCAAGGAAUAAAAGCUGGAGAACAACAGAUGGUGGCAGUUUGCAUGCCAUGUCAUGUGAUCAUCUCAUGAGGUUGUACACAACAAUGGCAGAAAACUUUCAGAAAGCAGAGAAAAAAGAUCUACAGCAGGCAAUCCAGUAUUUGCUGAAGGCGUUUGAAAUGGCAAAAGAAAGUGGUGACACAGCUAAAGAAGGAGUGUCAAGUUAUAAAUUAGGUUUAGCAUACAAAGAUAUUGGAGAUCCUGAAACAGCACUCAUGUAUCAUGAAGGUUACAUGGAAAUCUGUAAACAACUUGGAGAUCAGGAAGGUAUGGGAAAAUCCUGUGAAGCCAUAGCUGCUGCAUAUGAAAGUCAAGGCAAGGCUGAAGAUGCUAUACGUUACCUUGAGAUGUUUGUUGAAGUGGCAGAAAAAAGCAAGCAAGAAAAAGCACUUGGCAGAGCAUCAGCUUGCCUUGGUACCAUAUAUAACAUACAGGGCCAGUACCUGAAAGCGGCUGAAUACUUUGGAAAAGCUUACAACAUAGCACGUAGCACUGGUGAUAACUUAGGUACCAGUGAGACAAGGGUGCACUAUGGUAUUGCCAGUGCACAUCGCAUCUUACUUAACUAUACUGACUGUGUUGAGAAACCCUCAAAGAAAAGAUUGGAGGCAUUGAUUUUAUACAAGAAUGGACGUGGUGAGCAGUUUGCUGAACCAGUCAAGGAUAGCCCUCCUCCCAAAGUUGAAGAGAAAAAGGAGGAGAAGAAGGAAGAGGAAAAAAAGGAAGAAAAAAGUGAGAAUAAGGAAGAAGAAAAGACAGAGGAAAAUGAGAAGAAAGAUUGAAAAUAUAACUAAUUUCUCUGUAUAUGCAAGCAUUCCACUGUACAUAAAUCAUAUCAUUUUAUAAACAAAAUACUAAAUAAGAGGAAUUCUUUUAAGAACACACAACAUUUGAAAUCGAUUGAAGAACAAAAACUUACAUAGGACUGUUUGCAGUAUAGCCCUUGUGUGUUCUAAUUCAGCAUCCCACUUGGAUGUUUUAUACAGAGGUUCUUAAAAUGUAGGCUGUAAAUAUUUUGUAAUUGACUGUUUAUUUUGUAUAAAACUUGAAAGCAUUUCAGUGCUUUUAUAAUGUGAGUUUAUUAACAUGGUGUGCAGUGAUACAUAUUGCGACACUCCUCCCCUUCACUUUAUUUACAAACUGUUAUCCAUACUGUACGAGUUUUUUUUCUCAAUUUAACAUUCAGUCUAUUGUGUUGAGAAUGAAUAGGGAUUGAUAUAAUUAAUAUUAUGCUGCUUGAUUGAAGAAAUAUUGAUUUAAGGAAGAUGCCUUGAAAUGUGUUGAUACAUCCCUCCUACCUGGUAAAUAGAUACAGGAAGUGUUUUUGUACAGUGUACAGUAGAAAAAAUGAAUGCAACAGUAAAUAUUUCUAUCCUUCAAUUGUCAGUACCAUAGACACAAACCCAUGACUUGCAUGUGUAUCACAUGAAUCCUGUCCAUGUACCCUGCUUAAUGUGUUCAUUUCAAGACCGAUACAGUCAACAUACCUGUUUUUUACCGUCCAGAUUGGUAAAUGCUCAAAUAGUAACUAUACUACCCCUGGUACUGUAGUUUACUUUGUUGUUUUCUGCAAGAUGCUAUUUAUUUUCUGAUUGUCUCACAUUAUUAAAAAGGGUACCCCUAUUGAUUAGAUCUCUAGGUAAUGCAUUUUUAUAAUGCUUGCAUGUACAAGAUCAUUGAAUGUAUUAUUUUAUAUCAAAUAAAAAUAUAUCUUGA